Molecule: messenger RNA, 375 nt
Organism: Fraxinus pennsylvanica
Lineage: Eukaryota; Viridiplantae; Streptophyta; Magnoliopsida; Lamiales; Oleaceae
Source: the annotation of a GenBank genome assembly
AUGCCUGGGCAAACAGCUCAUGCUGCUUAUUUGCCAUCUCACAGUAGUCAUGCGUGCUGUUGCUGCACAAUCUUCUCAUAUGCAGUUUCUGGGCAUGUACCAUCCCCCACCACAACCAAUUGCAAUGGCCAGUCAUCAUCAUAUGGGAGUACCAAUGAUGGUAAUGUUGGGGAUGGUGUGGCGGAAGCAGCUUCUGAAAUAUUUUGGUCAAAUGAUGUACCCGGUAAAGAGAAAUUAAAUGACUACUCAAAAGAUCAUGUAACUCAAGUUCAUCCCAGAGGGCAGAUUGAUAAGGAAGUGUUCAGGCUCCAUGGUUGUACUUCCAGAGGCAACAUAUCAAGAAGCAACAGUAGCAGACAGAAGGUAAUCUGCUGA